CGGAAAAUGCGAAAACAGAAGGCCGGCCGCUGUCAUGCGUCCGUACCGUCGAGCGCCGACAUAAUGAGCCAUGAGCGUCAAUUUUAUGGAUGCCAGCAAGCUUGACUCGGCCGCGGCGUUCCGGCCGUUCAACGCCAACCGCGCCGUCUCCGGGAUGUACCCCUUCGUCUCGCUGCCCAGUGGGCCCUACUAUGACCUGGGCAAGACGUGUCGUCAUCCCGCGCCAGGAGACGUUUCGGCCGUCGCUGCAGCCGCGAGUUACGCGGCGGCCUUUGGUUUCGGAAGUCCCGCCACGUCGACUGCAGCACCGUCAGCACCACUAGUGGGACCACCUUCGUUUCUAGCGGCAGCAGCGAGUGCGACGGAGUUGAACUAUCCGAUUGCGACGUGUCCUCGUCUCAAUAUCCGGCCCGAAGAUGCCCUCGGCGACGUUCCGCGCUAUCCGUGGAUGGCCUUUGCAGGGUCGGCGUUUCGUGCAGCAGCACAAAAGCUACACCACCGAGUUGAAGAUUAUCCGCACCCUUUCAACCUAUUUGGAGCAGGACCCAAUGGUUGCCCUAGGCGACGUGGACGACAGACCUACACGCGGUACCAGACACUGGAGCUGGAGAAAGAGUUCCACUUUAAUCACUAUCUAACACGGCGUAGAAGAAUCGAGAUCGCACACGCACUGUGCCUUACGGAACGCCAAAUCAAGAUCUGGUUCCAGAAUCGGCGCAUGAAGCUGAAGAAAGAGCUUCGAGCCGUCAAAGAAAUCAACGAGCAGGCCAGACUGCACGCCAAGCGUUCCGAAAAGUGUUCCGACGAGGACGGCAGCUUGAAAUCUUCAAUAGCAACGAGCGAAAGCAACGUAACGGAGCUUGACAGGGAUGAAAAUUCGGGUAGCGACAAAGAAGAGGAAGACCUCGACCCAAGCGACCAUAUAGUCCAAACCCGAACGGACAAUGUCCAUGUAGACGUGGAAUCUCAGCUUUGCACCAGUCAAGAUCGUGUCUGACGACGGGACAUUUCGUUGACGCGGUUUCUGCAAAUGCCAACGCAAGUUCCUUUGCGAAAACAUGAUCGCCUAGUGGAAAAGGUGUGGCUUAUCCGUCCGCCGAUAUAUUCGUACCCUCUUGGAUCUCUUCGCUACGUUGUGGUUUGCCCUGGAAUGUGUGAGAAUACAUGUGUGUGGUUAUGUCGGAUUUGUCGUGAAGAUGCAAUAACGAUGCUAUUACCUUAUUGACAUAUGUGGCUAUUAUCGCUUUCACAGUGCUCGACACUUCAGGCUUAGUAUAUCACUCUUUUGUGGAAGGUUUUGGAGAGGUGGACAAGUGAGUAAUAGGUGGAGUUGUGUCAGGGGGUUCAUGUUGGACAGACACGCUGCGAACGAGCGUAAGCAAACACUGCAAGUGAGCUUACCGAGAAAUUACCGAAACACUCAAAAAAUAAAAAAAAAGCAUCGUCAUUCCAUAUCAAUAAUAUGUAUACGGCUUAUAUGCACCGAAUCCAUGAAAAGCCACGUUUUCAUUUUGCCUUCCUGCCUUCUGUUGUGGCAACGAGCGGAUAUAAACGAUGGGAUUGGAUCAAAGCGAAUGAAAAACAAAAACAAAAAACUAUGCCCACGCUGCCGUUCUGAAGAGUUUCCCAAUCGACACUUCGAUUAUUUUUUGGUGGUGCUGGGCCAUGAAGAAUAAAGUACCGAUACGUAUUGCAACACAUUUAUCACUUGCUGUCCACCUCAGUUUCUUGUUUAGCGAUUGAUACGUUGACAUGGUCAUCUGUUUAACACAUCACAGCGUGUGAUAUUGCAACCAAUUUAAUUUACGCUAUCAGUUUAUCAGUAACCAGUAAGACGGGGUCCAACAGUGUCUUAUAAUAUAAAAGAGCAAUAUAUUUAAUACCAUACGUGCGGUUAAUAAACAAAAUUAGUGGUAUAAUAAUUACGCUCGAAAAAAUACGAUGACUUGAAGGUACAGAGACGCCUUAGGAACCGCAUUAUAAUAUUUGAGACCGUCAUAGAAAUGUUCUAGUGCAACAUCUGUGUUUGUACACGUCACGUUGAGUCUUGUCUUUUCGUGUGUUUUUUUUCGUUACUUUUGCGGUGACACAGACAGAAAGCACAAGCAAGUGUAUGGGUGUGCAUUUAUGUGUUGUCGUCACAUACGCAUAUACGUAUGUCCUAUACGUAUCAUAAAGUACGUGGUCUGGUGCUUUAUAUGUCAUUAACGCUUGUAUACGUAAAUGACCCUGUACGUACAAAACGCACCUUUCACGUUUUGUUUUCUGCUGUUGUGUUUGUUGUGUACGUUUUCAUCUGUAUCGUGCAACCACGAACUGGGCCAUGACGUGGCGAGAAUGAAGGAGACGUGCAUGUUUGUUAGUUUGGAUCUGAACUGUGCAAUAAUGUUAUUUUCAAGGAACGGUGCAAAAUUAUGUUGUUAUUAUGGAGUUGGCUGUACAAUAUUAAUUUUGUUACACGUGGUAGAAGUACAAAAAGACAAAAACAAAACAAAAGCGGACACACCGCGCUUGUAACCACCUCGCGCUCCACUCAACUUGAAUAUAUGUCGAUCUUUAAGAACUGAAUACGCUGCUGUUAUUUCUAAAGCUAGCAAUAGUCAACGAGCGAACACGGGUGAAAUAAUGUUCAGCUUUGAUUUCACACGAUCAGAUACAUUUACUUGCACGUUCGUAUCUGGGGCAAUAUACCUCAAGGAGAACUAAUACCUAUAGCAUCGCCAAUGGAGCUGGUGUAGUUGUCGAGUAUGAAACUACGCGGGUCAGUAACUGUCAUUAGAACCAUGCAUUUGUUACAUUUAUUACAAUCAUAAAAAAUAUUUUCUCGAAACUACGCCGUUUUUCGUUGUCAUGAGAGACAGCGUCGAGUACACACCACACAUGAACACAGUCUGUUGUUCGCACACAGAGAACAAAAGAGGAUGAAUGCAUUCGUCAAGACCAAGAAAAGCCUUCAAUGUCUGACCCUUUUGUAAACGUGACGUAUCCAUGUUCCGCCUGUCUCGAUGUAUGCCAAAGUUGCAUACUUUGGCCCGUAAGUAAUGGCCGUGGUGGCGCCCGUGCGUCUCGCCUCUGAAGCGGCACAGUGGAAUUUCCAACAACAGAAUGUGGGCCCGUAAAUAAUAUCAUUACGACAUCGGUGACGUCUCUGCCGGCGUUUCGCAUACCCGUUGCCAAGAUGAAAAGGGGACUAUUAACUACAUCCACUAUAAUGGACUGACGUUCCGACCGCCUGCAUCGGUGCUGUAUGAGUGUGUAUUGAUAUUUUGAUACACGAUGAACAGCAGUGUGUGCUGGGUGCGAGAUAUUCACUGUGCCAUGCAUCGUGAAAGUAACGCCUUCUGCCAUAGCAAUUUUAUGUAAAGGAUUUUAUUGACUACCACUGGAAAAGUUAGGGGAAAUGGCAUAAAUCUGAAUGAGACGAAUUCCUCACCUGUCACCACGUUGAGCUUGUCACAUCCUCCACUUUACUACACGCCACACUACACGCAGUGCUACUCGGAUCUAAGUAAUAUUUGCUCUUGUGCUAUACAGCAAUGAUCAAAAGACACCUUCCCAGCUUGAUAGGACGAUCAGUUUAUGAAGUCGUGACUUUCUUUUUUAUGCAACUUCAGCGUUUCUAUCACGUGGGAAAAUAAAUGGUAGGUAAACAAAGUAUAAAUUUUUAUUUACAAAAUAAAACAAAAUCAAUCAAUAAGGGAAGGAAGGAAAUGACAUAGCCUAAUGCGUUACUGAUACUACUCUGAUAUAGUUGAGAUACAAAAUUUUUACUCUCACGCGCCUAUACAUAACACUAGCAGCUAUCCAGGUAGUAUUUUAUCUAUGCCUUUGUGACUGAUGUGCAUCCUAAAAAAAAUGUGACAAAGUUGUUCCUUCGUUUCAGUAAUCGGUGAAGAUAUUAGCCUUACAGCCGUUUGUGUUCGUUGUUAGUGCAAUUAAGCGCUUAAAUUUAUUAUCUUAUUAAUAAUAAUAAUCUCUAUUAAAUUAAAUUUAUCUUCCACGUUCGGCAAGGGAAAUUAGAAGAAUCGAAGUACAUUCAUAUUUCCGCAACACGCCACACGUAGUGCUUCAUGACAGAUUGCUUUCAUUGUUGUCCACUGCCAUACUUCAUGUGAAUGUCCUGAUCACUGACUGUUGCUCAUCAGUUUCAUUUCCGAGUUCGCAUGCGCAUCAUUUUCAUUCAUUCCCAUACCUCAUACGUAUGUAACGCGUGAAUUUAUUUGUAUUUCCUAUAUUUAUGGUUACGAAAGUGGCGUUAGAUAUUUUUGUUGCAAGUUAUUGCCCGUAUAGAAUUUAGAAGGAUAAUGUGGAACUCUUGGAGUCGUUGACACCAUUACACCACAACCCGAAUGUGCUGCGCUGGCAGAAUAAACUGUGCAUAGUACAACCCA
Ornithodoros turicata is the source of this 4391-nucleotide messenger RNA. Its product is annotated as homeobox protein abdominal-A homolog. Gene Ontology annotation, cellular component: nucleus. The coding region runs from base 71 to 997 and encodes 308 amino acids. Gene Ontology annotation, biological process: anterior/posterior pattern specification; negative regulation of transcription by RNA polymerase II. Gene Ontology annotation, molecular function: DNA-binding transcription factor activity, RNA polymerase II-specific; RNA polymerase II cis-regulatory region sequence-specific DNA binding. NCBI's taxonomy places the organism in Eukaryota, Metazoa, Arthropoda, Arachnida, Ixodida, Argasidae. The transcript has 3 exons. The record is from RefSeq and is a predicted model, not a curated record.